Messenger RNA from Diceros bicornis minor, 4141 nucleotides. It is a transcript of the gene OGFRL1, whose product is annotated as opioid growth factor receptor like 1. NCBI's taxonomy places the organism in Eukaryota, Metazoa, Chordata, Mammalia, Perissodactyla, Rhinocerotidae. The transcript is spliced from 7 exons. Gene Ontology annotation, cellular component: membrane. The record is from RefSeq and is a predicted model, not a curated record. Bases 2139 to 3278 code for a protein of 379 amino acids. Gene Ontology annotation, molecular function: opioid growth factor receptor activity.
UGAUGCGAAGGUGGGGUGGGAGGAUCCUGUCUAAAAAUAGAGGAUUGUGAAAGCCGGUCUAGUGCGUGUCGUUGGUAACAAUUACCAGAAUACGGUGGGACUGCAACUCAGCGCUCGCCCCUCCAGUGGGUCCACAGCCAUUAGACGUGUAGAAGGUCCCCAUCCAAAGUUAAACCACAGUUCUUACCUCAAGUAAGGCCUUUCAACCGAGGAGUUCGGGCACUCUUCAGAAAUCUUAUUUCACCUAGAAGACUUGUUGAUCAAACUGUGCUUAAAUUAUUUGCCUAAUACAAUUUGGAGGAGAGAUUAGUAAAGAGAUAAAUAUCCCUUUUAACCUUUGAUGGACUGAAAGUAAUUCAGAAAACUUUAAAAAAGAGGAGGUGUGUAGCCAGCCUCUGAAGAAACAUGCGUCGUGGGGGUCCUGAAGGUUUGCGGUUGGGCGUGGGCCUGCCCUGCACCAGCUCCGGGGACGAGAGUAGAAAUGGAGCCAAAGUCUAGUGCGACCGCGGGGCUCUGUGCUAGCGUGGACGAGUCACCACCUGAGUGUCACAGCCGGUCCUGUACAUCUUGAGGAUCGUCCCUGUUUAGGUCAGGAAGAAACCAAGUUUUCACGCAGGCUCUAUGCUAAAAGUGUUAUUUCAACCCACUGCAAUUUUGUGGGUAGGGUGCUGUUUUUAAUCCCCAUUUUAGAGAAAACCGAGGCUUAGCGAGCAGGGGAAGCCUGCCGGAGAGCCAGGGAGAGAAGGAUGCAAACCCAGUGUGUCUGUGCCCUGGUCAGAGCCUUCAGCCUGUUGCAAGUGUGAAUAUCCCACUGCCCCUUGUGUCUUGUUUUGUGGCUCCCUCAUUUUCCAUUGUGAGUUCAACCCCAGGAAAAUAUGAGACGCUGUAUUCCUGUGUUUCUCCCUUCCAUCUGCCUCCCAAUUAAGUAACCUUCUAGAGAAGCUUGGGAUGUCAAAAAACACCGGCUCAGAUUCAGUCCAACUGACUAGGUCCAUCUGUGUAAAAUAAUUUGAUAAUUAAUGUUGCAGUCAGUUAAUGGAAACCACAGUAAAUGGCAGACCACACCAACCCUCCUUCUUCCCCUUUGAGGUUUAAUUUUUCUUGUUAGUAUCACUAUCUAACUUCUAAAAAGAAAUCUACUUUUUAAUUUUGCUUUUUGACCGUCAACCCCAAUUGUUCACUAUUCCCCACAGUCAUUUGCAAGUAGUCCUGGAAGCUGCCUUCUAAGUACAUGCCAGACUGGCUGCCUCUUGCCUCCCCCAUUGCUGUAAUCCUAGUCAGGGGAAGAUCUGACAAAUGGUGGUGCCAUUAACCAAGAUGGGGAAGUCUAGGGAGAAAGCAGCAUCAGAGUUAAAUCAAGAAUUCUUUUGAGUUAGAUAUCCUAUUAGACAUCCAAGUGGAGUUGUUGAGUAGUUCAUUGUAUCUAUGAAUGGAGCCUCAGUCCAGGACUGGAGUCAUCAACAUGUAAGACUGGGGUAUUUAAAGUCAUAGGAAGAUAUGUGGUCAUCAAGGAGUGAGUGAUGAGGAAUGAGGAGCAGGCCCUGGGCACUCCUCCGUUUAGAGCGUGUGGAGAGGAGGAGGAGUCAAAGAGGAGGCUGACAAGGGGCGGCCAAUGAGACAGGAAGAAAACCCGGAGAGGCGUGGCGUCUGACAGUGGUUCAGGAAGGAGGGCGGCCUUGAAUGGCCCAGUGCUGCUGGGAGGUCGGCUGAGUUCAACGCUGAGAAACGGUUUGCUCAGAUGGGGACUUGUCGGUGACAUUCACAAGAGCCAUUCUGAUGGAACGCUGAGGAUGAAAGCCUGAUGGGAGUGGGUCGUGGGAGACUGGAAGAAGAUGAGAAGGAGGCAGGGCGUGUGACAACUCUUUGGUGAAGUUUUACUAGAAAAGAGAGCAGAGCUGUGGAGCUGUAAUUGAGGGGGGAUGUGGGGCAAGGAAGGUUGUGCGUGUUUAUUGUAAGAUUAGAGAUACUAAAGCAUGUUUGUUUGCUGAGGGAUUGAUCCAGAAGAGAGGGAAAUUUUGAUGAUAGAACAAUAGAACAAUGAUGGAACAAUAUGUUAAGAAACAAAAUCCUUGGCUGAGCAGGUGAAAGGGGACAGGAUACAGAGUCCAAAGGAGCAGAAGUGAGAGGAGCAGCGACGAAUGCUGGGUGGUGAUUGCACUGAAGCAACUGCCAAACCAAAGAGAAGUUUCUAUGCUGCCAGGGAUUUGUACAAAUACCGACACCAGUACCCAGUAAGACAGAACUUCAAGGAUAUCCGAUAUCAAAAUGACUUGAGCAAUCUUCGUUUUUACAAGAAUAAAAUUCCAUUUAAGCCAGAUGGUGUUCACAUUGAAGAAGUUCUGAGCAAGUGGAAGGGAGACUACGAGAGGCUGGAACACAACCACACCUACAUCCAAUGGCUUUUCCCCCUGAGAGAACAAGGCUUGAACUUUUAUGCUAAAGAGCUAACUACAUAUGAAAUUGAGGAAUUCAAAAAAACAAAAGAAGCAAUUAGAAGAUUCCUCCUGGCUUAUAAAAUGAUGUUAGAAUUUUUUGGAAUGAAACUGACUGAUAAAACUGGAAACGUUGCUCGGGCUGCUAACUGGCAGGAGAGGUUUCAGCAUCUGAAUGAGUCCCAGCACAACUAUUUAAGAAUCACCCGUAUUCUUAAAAGCCUUGGUGAGCUUGGAUAUGAAAGUUUUAAAUCUCCUCUUGUAAAAUUUAUUCUUCAGGAGGCACUUGUGGAAAAUACUAUUCCCAAUAUUAAGCAGAGUGCUCUGGAGUAUUUUGUUUAUACCAUCAGAGACAGAAGAGAAAGGAGGAAGCUCCUGCGGUUCGCCCAGAAGCAUUACAGGCCUUCGGAGAAUUUUAUCUGGGGACCACCCAGGAAGGAGCCCUUGGAGGGAGGCAAAGCCCAGAAACCGGCCGCCCCUCCCGCCUCCGGUCAGAACAGCCAGACCCCUGUGCACAAGAAAUCCAAGGACUCCAGAAAUUCCUCCUCAGCUGUUCAAGUCAAUAGCAAAAUAGCCGAGGAAAGAAAGGUGGCACCUCCAGAGCCUGGAGACGAGACAGACGGGCCCGGCUCAGAGCCCGGCGGUGGGGACGCCCAGCCAGGAAACACAGAGAAGGAUGAGAACCCUGAGAACUCAAGUUCUCCACCAGAAAAAACAGUUAACAAACCUGCAGAGGAGAAGGAGAGUGCAUCUCCCGCCGAAAAAGAUUCAGAAGGUGAAAAUGAUAGCACAGAUUGUGAAAAUCCUGGAAAUACAGGUUCCUGUGAUGCGGUAGCCUUACAGUGAAUUGUCAGAAAACCCACACACCAGUUUAGGUAAGGGAGGAAAAAACUAUGAACAGUUUAUCCUGAGGAACAGAGAUGAGGUCACGUUUCAAGUUUCAGCCAUCUCUCUGUGAUUUCUGUUGUAAGCAUUUUGUUGUUAUUUGCUUUUAUUUUGAUGACAAUUUAAUAUUUAAUAUGAAGUUUUAAGACAAGACCCAAUGAAUGAAUGUACUCUGUAACGCUUUUGGGAUGUGAGUUUUUAAAUUCUGUACACAAUAAUGAUUUUGAAUGUAUCUGGAAAUGAUCGUGUAGUAUUUGAUAUAUCCAAUUCUUCUGAGAGAUUACAGUCCACGUAAAGACGGUCAAGAGGAUAAUUGCAUUGUGUGGCCACACUGUUACCCGAUUUAUGGAUUAAUUUUUUUAAGUUGGAAGAAAGAAUUUGGUCUUCUCAAAUGUAUUCAGAAAGUAAUGUUUGUUUCAUCACAACCCCUCAGCAUGUUUGUUUUUAAAUUCUGACGAGAUGAUGUUCUUGGGGAGCUGAGAUCUCCCCAGCCUGUCUGCCAGCCACUGACUUUUCCUCUUUCCCUCUCCGCACGUGCCCUCCUUCUGCCGUCUUUGUUAGCUGGCACGUGCAUUUCUAGUGUCCAUGUGGAUCAUCUCCUGUAUUGAAAUUUAAAUGGAAUGGAGGUGGAUUUUCAACUGCAUGAUUUUAAGAGUUUGCUUUGUCUAAAAUGAUAAAAAUGUUUUUUCUAUAUUAAGUGCUUAAAAACAAAUUUUGAUGCAAAAGUCCAAGAGAAGACUUUUGCUUUCUGUGGCUGUUCUAUAUAAAUUUGGUGCUUGUUUCUGAAUGCAAAUGACCAUGAAGAAUUAAAACAUAAGAAAGGA